UCGCAUCGCGAACACGACGACGACCACCGUCACAACGGUCUGCCGGCACAACGGUUUGCACGUGUUUUACUCCUCCCCCACUCGCGUCAAAAGUCGCACACGACAAUAACGAACGCCACCGCGGCAACCAUUUUCCGAGACUACUAUCAUGGACGUAUGAUCGGCACGCGACCAAACCUCUAUAGACGAUCGCCACCGUCGGGUGUUAAGCUGUCAGCCAUGAUGGGAGCACGCAAAACAGGUGAAAUGAUCGUCUGGUUUACCGUCAUCGUUGCGGCGAUCGGUUGGUGCGUGGACUGUUACAUCGAAGACUUGUGUCCGAAUUGCAACCUCUAUCAAGAUUCAGCUGAGGUCCGGUCCCACUGCGCCUACCCGUGUCAGUGCGCCAACAGAGACCCGGUUUGCGAACCAGGCGUGCCACACACCCGCGACGGAUGCGGUUGCUGCCCCGUGUGCGCCCGACAGGACGGCGACCCGUGCGACGGCAUCGCCGUAUGUGACCAGAGGAAAGGGUUGGUGUGCCAGUACGACGACUACUACAGCCCGGCCGGCAUAUGCAGAGUAGUAAAAGGCUUACCGUGUACGGUAUACAACAAGACGUACGACAACGGAGAAACAUUCAGGCUAGAUUGCAGAACGCAGUGCACUUGUCAGAACGGCACUUAUGCCUGUGCGUCGUUGUGUCCACAAGAAAAUAUAUCUCCUCAAGGACUUUGCAGGCAUCCCCGGUUGGUCGAAGUGCCCGGACAGUGCUGCAGGGAAUGGAUGUGUGACAACGUAAAUAUGGAAAGGCCGCCAAAUUGUGAAGCAUUAGUCACACCAUGGGCGGAAUGUUCAUCCCAGUGUGGAUUAGGCCUUUCUAGGCGCAUGUCCAAUGCAAAUGAAGCUUGUAAGCCUAAUAACGAAACUAGACUUUGCCAAAUAAGGCCGUGUCACUCACCACCACUGGUGAAUGCUAAAUAUGCAAGACACCACCACAUUAGAAAGGGACACGAGUGCAAGGCGACGAUCAAGUCGACGACACCGGUCCGGCUGAAGUUCGGCGACUGCCGGAGCCGGAAGACAUUUCACCCGAAACGGUGUGGCGGCGCGUGCCCAUCGGCGAGUGGUGGUGGAGGUGACGGCAACACUGGUAAUGGCAUCGUUUGUGCCCCCGAGCUCAGCACCACGGUCAAGGUGGAGUUCCUGUGCCGGAGCCCGGUGGAGGGCCACGACCGGCUGGACGGCGCUGUACCCGGCGACGACCUCUGGGAACCCGUCCGCAGGCCCUUCUCGGCCACGGCCGACGAUUACGUGCACAGCGUGUACGUGGACGUCGAGUGGAUCGUCAAGUGCACGUGCCGGCGGCACGCUGACUGACGACGGCGGCGGCCGUGAACCGCUGGGCGUCUGAAGCCGACGCCGAUGCCCCUGCAGCAACCAGCCGCCCGCGACUUGGCCGAACUGUGAACGUUUAUUAUUUUACAUACCUAUUUCAACAUUCGCGACACACACACACACACACACACACAUACACACACACACACACACAGAUACAUAUAUACCCGACACACAAACUACAUGACGGCGGAGUUUUUGAGAAUUUUUGUUUACGAUUUAAGAUCGACGUUUCUUAUUUUUGUUAGAAUUAUUAUUAUCAUUGCAGCGUUUCUCGACCUUUGAGACCCGAUUUUUCCAGCAAUAUUUUAUUAAAAGUUAGUUUAAACUGAGGUUCUUGAGAUCAUUGCACUCACCAAAUAUAGUAUAAUAGUUCUCCGUUGAUUUCAACACUCCGAAAAGCCUAUGGUUUUUUUAAUGAACCUCCUGCGGUGUGUUCAGUGCGUGUCAAUAAAAUUAUUUAUUUUGUAUUACACUAUAAAUAUAAAAAAAUAUUUUCAAAAUUAAUAAAAUCCUAUGGUCAGCUGGACCCGCACAACUAUUCGUGACCCAAAUAAUCUGGUCCCGACCCAAAUUUUGAGAAACACUUCAUCUUUAGGUAGAUAUAUUUGAUUACACAUGAUGUGUGCAUCGUCAAUAAUCUGAGUUUUGGUUUAGAUAGAUUUUUUUUCGCGUAUACUUAUAUUAUAUUAUAUAACGUUUCCCCGCAAAGUGUACGAUGACCUCACGGCCAUAGAUGAAGUUAAAUAAAGACCAAAAAUAUCACUUAGGUUCCACUUUCCACAGCAUAAAAACACAAAUUCCAUUCACUGAGGUGAUAAAUUUUCAAAAACCCCUAUAAAGCCCAUUGCAGUAUCGCUUUCGAAUACAAAUAAAUUUUGUGAAAAUAUUCAAUUUCGUGUUUUUGAAAAAUAAAAUACGCUCCCGGGAGGACCAACUGUAUAAUAUACUAUUAUUUCAUCUCAAACGCGCCAAAAAUACAAUCACUAAUAAUAAUCGCCCGUUAAGAACCAUUGCAGUUAUACACAAUGUAACUAUAUAUCAUUAACUCAAUUUGUACAUAAAGCACACUAAAAUCUGACGUAUUUUACAACUUUACAAGUAGUUGUUAAUUAUUUACUCCACUUACCUACUCUGUUUUUAAAAUUAAUGGGAUUCGUUGUAUGCAUAAUAAUUAUGUAUAAUACGCUGUAGGUAUAAUAUAUUAUUAUAUGUUAUUAAUUAUUAUGUGCAACGUACCGACGCGUAUAUAAUGAAACAAAUAAUAUAAAAAAAAAAUUGUAACAAUGACGUUACAAAAUUAUAAUGUUAUAAUAUUAUAUUAUGUUAAUAAUGAUAUUAUAUAUUAUUUAUAAUAUACAAUAUACAUAUAUAUAUAUGUAUUAACAAGGGUAUAAUUUGGAUAUUUUUUGUUUGCCAAAAUUAAUAUGUUAUAUGCUUGUAAAAAAACACAUUUUUUUUAAAUGUACCGUUUGGAAUUGUACUAGAUUAAUAUUAUGUGAAUAAUGAACUAUUAUAAUAAUUAUUUUUAUUUUUUUGUUGUUGUAAGUAAGAUAUGAAAUCGUUUUAUCCUUACAAGCUUUGACCACACUGCACCAUUUUAUAUAUUCACCACACGUACCUGCAUCAAACAUGUAUAACAAUAAUAUCCAUAUAUAUUAUUAUUACUUAAAAAUAGAUCUCUAUAUUAUAUAGGUAGGUACCUACCAUCAUUUCAUAUCACAUGCUGAUGAUCUCCGUAGGCAAUAAAGAGCAUUUAAAAUCCAUACACAUUUCCAAAACAUGCGAAUAAGUUCGAUUUGUUUGCAUUGAAAAUUAAACCGUUGGCUUCAAAACUAAAAUAUUACAAUAUAAUUCGAAGACACUGUUCAAAAACGGUUCAUAAAGCAUCAUGAACGUAGUACUUAUACGUUUCCGACUUUCCGGUGAACAGUUUUAUGUUUUCUCUGUUUUAUAAUAUAUAAUAUUCAGUAUUCAGUAUUACAUUAUAAUAUUACGUGUGACUGACAAACCUUCGCAGACGACCAAUAAUCUUUUACUUUUUCACCGGAAAAAUGUUAGCGAUACAAUUAUCACAAUAUUUUGCUAUUAUUGUCCGUAGAAGAUGUUUACAGUUGUUAACGAAUAAUAUUGAACGAUUAAUUCCUACGACAUUAUAUGAACACUUUAUACCUACGCCAGUAACAGGUAUUAGCGAUAGACUUACAGCCAGAGGCCAACACUAUAAGGUAUUAUUUAUACAGUGCCUUAAUGGGAUAUUUUUAUUCUGCCCUCACCUUUAGGUCCUUCAAUAUUAACAUAUCCACACUUUGUUACCUAAAAUAUACUAAAUAAUAAUUACAUUAUAAAUUGGUUUGGUUAAUAUAAUAAGUAUAAUAUAGAAGGGUUACAAAAUUGAAAAAAAAAAUGUAUAAAUGUUUUUGUUUAUUAACCGUCAGUCAUAUUAUUAUAUAAUAUUAUAGAUGUAAGAAAUUAUGAAAAUUUUCAAAAUUUCACAUAAUUAUAUUAACUAAGUAUUAAGUACUUCAAAUAUCGUUUUGUCAUCAUGAAUACGAAAAGGCAAAAAAAAUGUAUAAUUAUAUUUUGUUAACGUAUAAGAUAUUAUAUCGCAAUUUGUAAUAUUUAAUCGAAUUCAAUAAAAAGUUAUUAUUUGUAAUGUUGAAUACUUUUUUUUCCAUAUGAACUCAUAAAAUUAAUUU
Metopolophium dirhodum (rose-grain aphid) is the source of this 4076-nucleotide messenger RNA. RefSeq names its product CCN family member 5 (gene Ccn). Gene Ontology annotation, cellular component: extracellular matrix; extracellular region. The record is from RefSeq and is a predicted model, not a curated record. Gene Ontology annotation, biological process: cell adhesion; signal transduction. Gene Ontology annotation, molecular function: heparin binding; integrin binding. The transcript is spliced from 7 exons. The coding region runs from base 157 to 1359 and encodes 400 amino acids. Lineage: Eukaryota; Metazoa; Arthropoda; Insecta; Hemiptera; Aphididae.